This is a messenger RNA of Melopsittacus undulatus (budgerigar), 1037 nucleotides long. Its product is annotated as C-factor-like. The record is from RefSeq and is a predicted model, not a curated record. Gene Ontology annotation, molecular function: oxidoreductase activity. Bases 173 to 952 code for a protein of 259 amino acids. Gene Ontology annotation, cellular component: cytoplasm. NCBI's taxonomy places the organism in Eukaryota, Metazoa, Chordata, Aves, Psittaciformes, Psittaculidae. The transcript is spliced from 6 exons.
UGGGAAAGGUGGAUCAUGGGUAUGGACGGUGGCCAAAAAAUCUGGGGUACAGGCUGAGAAUUUCCUACAGGCAAGGGCUGAUGCAAGCCCUCAUGGGAAAAUGUGAGGUAACCCAGUAGCAAAAAGCAACUGCGGAGUUGGGGUGAGAGCAACACGGUAGCGACAAAGCAGCAUGGCAGGGCUUCGGAUCCACUCGGUGCUGGUGACUGGGGCCAACCGGGGCAUCGGCCUGGGGCUGGUCCAGCACUUCCUGGGGAUGCCAACACCCCCCCAGUGGGUCUUUGCAGCCUGUCGGGCCCCGACGGGGCAGCGGGCGCAGGAGCUGCAGCGUUUGGCCUCCAAGCACCGCAACCUGGUCAUCAUUCCGCUCGAAGUCACCGACCCUGCCAGCAUCAAGGCAGCUGCAGCCCAAGUCGGGGAGCACUUGGGGGGCUCGGGGCUCACCCUCCUCAUCAACAACGCGGGAAUGGUGAUAUUGAAUGCACUUGAUAAUGAGACGAUGGAGGACAUGACCCGCGUUUACACCACCAACACGAUUGGGCCCCUGUUGAUGGGCCAGGUCUUCCUGCCCUUGCUGAAGGAGGCUGCCCAGGGCAGCCCUGGAUCACCCCUGAGCUGCAGCAGGGCAGCCAUCAUCAACGUGUCCAGUCACGGAGGCUCCAUCUCUUCUCCUGCUGGUUGGGAUCUAAUGCAGAUUGUCUCAUACCGCUGCAGCAAGGCUGCUCUGAACAUGCUGACCAAGUGCCAGUCCUUGAGGUACAAGGAAGAUGGUAUCCUCUGCGUUGCUCUCCACCCUGGAUGGGUGCAAACCGACAUGGGGAGCUCUGCUGGACACAUGCCCCCGGUGACAGUGGAUGAGAGCGUGCAAGGGAUGCUGAAGGUCCUCUCCUCCCUCUCUGAGAAGGACACCGGCACCUUCCUGGACUGGGAAGGGAAUGGUGUUUCCUGGUGAGACGCCAGCCCAGAUCCCGGUAGUGGGGCAGUGUGCUGCUGCUCUCACCCACCCCACAUCCUCAAUAAAUACUUGCCAAGAGCCA